This is a messenger RNA of Nematocida major, 761 nucleotides long. RefSeq lists its product as uncharacterized. Lineage: Eukaryota; Fungi; Microsporidia. The transcript has a single exon. Gene Ontology annotation, cellular component: cytoplasm; nucleus. The annotation marks the transcript as partial. The record is from RefSeq and is a predicted model, not a curated record.
AUGGAAUCAAGAAGCUACGAAAAUAACAGCCCGCACAUCAUCACACACAAUGGGCCCUUUCACUUGGACGACGUAAUAUCCUGCUACAUGCUCAAGAAGAUAUAUCCGAACGCCAAAAUAACCCGCAGCAGAGACCACGGAGUAAUUGCCUCCGGGGAUAUUGUCGUCGAUGUGGGGGAUACCUUCUGCGUGGAGAGAAGAAGGUUCGACCACCAUCAGAGAGGAUUCCACGAGACAUACAGCGAGGACUACGCGAUAAAACUGAGCAGUUCCGGGCUUAUCUUCAAAUACUUCGGGAAAGAGUUUCUCUCUGCUAUUGGGAUACACACAGAGAGUGAGUCCGAGAUGAAAGUGUACAAAGAUAUUCUGUACAGAGUAUACUUUGUCUCUGUGGAUGCCCACGAUAAUGGGGUGGAGAUUGCAGAGAAGUCAGCGUACAACCUGAGAACACUCGAUGAUAUGGUGAAGAGUCUUGUUCCUGCAUGCCCAGAGGCUACGUUCGAAGAGGCUGAGAUUAUCCGGAGAAAGGCCUUUGACGAGGCGAUGAUUUGGAUGGGGAAAGACCUUGAGAGAACCUGCCACCAACUCUACGACCAAGUAAUUAGGAAUAUGUCUGCUGUUAAGAGUGCUUUUUCUAUGGGUCCUUCUGAUGCUUUAUAUAUUAUCAUGAAUAAGGGAUAUACUUCGCGCGAACUCGUGUACUACUUCAACAGAAUUUUCAAGAGGAAAGUCUCUGUGAUCAUCAACAGGAGGUUGGGGGA